AUGUAUCAAUCACUGCUAGCUUGUCCCCCCGUCCUCCCCCUUUCCGCCUUCUCUCCUCUCCCUCUACCAUCAAAAUCUCCUCCCACCCUUUUCCACAUUCAAGGCUCCAGUGAGCAACGAGCUGGGCAUCGCCAUGCUACAAGGCGCCAGAGAGUUGCAGCAAGGCACCGGCAGGCUAAGAAGAGAAAGCGGGCUGCCGUAGCAAGGCGUGAGCACACGGCAGCAACGCAUGAGCUCACUGCAGCAACGCGUGAGCUCACUGCAGCAACGCGUGAGCUCACUGCAGCAACGCGCGAGCUCACUGCAGCAACGCGCGAGCUCACUGCAGCAACGCGCGAGCUCACUGCAGCAAGGCGCGAGCUCACUGCAGCAACGCGCGAGCUCAAUGCAGCAACGCGCGAGCUCACUGCAGCAACGCGUGAGCUCACUGCAGCAACGCGCGAGCUCACUGCAGCAACGCGCGAGCUCACUGCAGCAACGCGCGAGCUCACUGCAGCAAGGCGCGAGCUCACUGCAGCAACGCGCGAGCUCACUGCAGCAACGCGCGAGCUCACUGCAGCAACUCGCGAGCUCACUGCAGCAACGCGUGAGCUCACUGCAGCAACGCGCGAGCUCACUGCAGCAACGCGCGAGCUCACUGCAGCAACGCGCGAGCUCACUGCAGCAAGGCGCGAGCUCACUGCAGCAACGCGCGAGCUCACUGCAGCAACGCGGGAGCUCACUGCAGCAACGCGCGAGCUCACUGCAGCAACGCGCGAGCUCACUGCAGCAACGCGCGAGCUCACUGCAGCAACGCGCGAGCUCACUGCAGCAAGGCGUGAGCUCACCGCAGCAACGCGUGAGCUCACCGCAGCAAGGCGUGAGCUCACUGCAGCAACGCGUGAGCUCACUGCAGCAAUGCGUGAGCUCACCGCAGCAAGGCGUGAGCUCACUGCAGCAACGCGUGAGCUCACUGCAGCAACGCGUGAGCUCACUGCAGCAAGGCGUGAGCUCACUGCAGCAAGGCGUGAGCGCAAAAAUUUGCCAGUGCGCUGCCGCAACAAGGCAGCAGCGCACAAGCCGCCAGUGGGCUGCAAGGCGCAAGCGCGUUAG
This is a messenger RNA of Closterium sp. Naga37s-1, 1092 nucleotides long. NCBI's taxonomy places the organism in Eukaryota, Viridiplantae, Streptophyta, Zygnematophyceae, Desmidiales, Closteriaceae. The record is from the annotation of a GenBank genome assembly.